This is a messenger RNA of Medioppia subpectinata, 564 nucleotides long. The record is from the annotation of a GenBank genome assembly. Lineage: Eukaryota; Metazoa; Arthropoda; Arachnida; Sarcoptiformes; Oppiidae.
AUGCCAUCCGACGGCACAAUUCCCGCUCAUCUAUUGGGCAAUAUGUGGGCCCAAUCGUGGGGACUCAUAGGAAUGCCCGACUUAUUCUGGAACCAAACCGUAUUUGUAAAGCCCGACAACAAGAAAAUGGUUUGUCACGCGUCGGCCUGGGAUUUCUUUGACCAGCAAGACUUCAGGGUUAAGAUGUGCACAGAUGUGACUAUGGAAGAGCUCAUUACAAUUCACCACGAAAUGGGACACAUUGAAUAUUACCUCCAAUAUCGUGACCAACCCGUUGUCUUUAGGGAAGGAGCGAAUCCAGGCUUUCACGAAGCGGUGGGAGACUUAUUAGCGCUGUCAGUGUCCACUCCGAGACAUCUCAACAAAGUUGGUCUCUACAGUCCACUCGUCGACGAUCACGAAACUACUCUCAACUAUCAGAUGUCAAAGGCUUUAGAGAAGAUAGCAUUCUUGCCAUUUGGUUAUCUCAUGGAUUUGUGGCGAUGGGAUGUCUUCUCAGGCAAAACAAGUUCCGAUGAGUUAAACAAAAAGUGGUGGGAAUUGAGAAUCAAAUAUCAAGGAUUG